GCUUCUUUGUUUGCGGUUGUUUUAACCAGAAUAGAUCCAACUUUGUUAUUUUUCUUUUCAAAUGGUAAUUAAAUAGAUAUAUUUAUUUUUAGGUAGGUAUGGUAUUAUUCUAGAGAUGAAAAGUGCUGUUAGCAAGAUGCUGAUUCUUUUUGGUUGAAUAAAUGUAUGUCUAUAGAUGCAAAAAAUGUCAAUACGUCAUGUCAUUUUUUCAAAAUACAAUCCACGUCAAUCAAAUAUUUGGCUUAUUCUAAAAUUUUCGUAAAUAUUUCAUGAAUAAUCAUCCAUUUUUCACCACACACAUCAACCAAUACGAUGAAGCUAUCAAAUCCAUGGCGCCAACCAUAAUAAACGGUGAAAAUGUAAUUUUAUCACAAGAACAACAAAGAAGCAUCCGUGACACUCUCAAUACUUCAAUUGUGAAAAACCCAUUCGCAUAUCAACAAUACCCGCAAGUUUUGUGCGCCCAAAAGCAAUUCAUUCCUGGAGGUGUUUUAUUCACUUUUCAAUCUCCAGAAUGUCAGCAAUUUGUGAAUCCACGAUUAGAAUCUUGUACUUGCAAUUAUAAAUAUGAACAGUUUCAGCUCCCUGAUGCAAAUGCACAAUUUAAUGUACAGCAGCAACAACAAGUGAAAUUUCAUCAUGAUCAAAGCACUUUCUGUCACAUUCCAAUUGCCUAUUAUGAAGAUAAAAUUACUCAGAUUAAUGAGGAGUGUAUAUGUAUUGGCCGAAAAUGUGCAGGAUUAGAAUCUUGUACUUACAAUAACAAAUAUGAACAGUUUCAUCUUCCUGAUGCAAAUGCACAUUUUAAUGUAGAGCAGCAACAACAAGUGAAAUUUCAUCAUGAUCAAAACAUUUUCUGUCACAUUCCAGUUACCCAUUAUGAUGAAAAUAUUCAGAUUAAUGAGGAGUGUAUAUGUAUUGUUCAAAAAUGUGCAGUCGUAGAUGAAAUAAUGCCAGCAAAAAUGAUAACGAGCUGGACACAAACUUCGAUUUCGGAAACUGAUAGUGCAAAUGAUGAAAAACCUAAAAAGAAGCGUCGAAAGAGAACUGAUUCUCGAGACAAUGAAUCAAGAACCCGAAAAAAAUUGAAAGAUAGCUCGUCACAGACCACAGUACCAUCAGAAGGUAAAGAUGCAGAUUCCGAAAAGGAACAAGACAAAUUGGAAAAUAAAGGAUCGGAAACAAAUAGUAAACAAGAAGAAAAAAAUAAAUUCAAAGAUACAACUUCAUCGGAAAGUGAACCUGUGAUAUCACAACAGAAGCAAGAGGAUUCGAAGAAACGAAGAAAAAAUAAACAAAAACAUGAUAAAAAAUUGAAAAAAGAUUCGUCACAACAUAAAAUUGAAGAAAAGGAGCAGAAAGAUUUAUCAAGUGAAAAUAAGAAAAAUCAAAAACGAAGCUCAUCGCAAACGACAGUUUCAUCUGAAAGUAGAGAUUCUGUAAUAUCACAAAAAGAGCAAGAUGAUUUGAAGAAACGAAGGAAAAAUAAACAAAGAUAUGCUAAAAGAUUAAAAAAAGAUUCGACACAACAUAAAGAAAAGGAGCAGAAAGAUUCAUCAAGCGAAAAUAUCAAAAAUCAAGAACAGAAUCCGUUACAAACGACAGUUUCAUCAGACAAUAAAGCUUUUGAGAAAUCCAAAGACAAAAACAGAAAUAUUGAAUUGAAAGAUUGUGAAUCUCAAACUGAUACAAGCGAGCCGCCAGAUGAAACAUCUCAUUAUUGUGAAUGUAAAGUUAAAGAAAAGGAGCAGAAAUAUUUAUCAAGCGAAAAUAAGAAAAAACAAGAACGAAAUCCAUCGCAAACGAUGACAGUUUCAUCGGAAAGUAGAGAUUCAGUAAUAUCACAAGAGCCAGAGGAUUUGAAGAAACGAAGGAAAAAUAAACAAAAAUAUGCUAAAAGAUUGAAAAAAGAUUCGACACAACAUGAAGUUAAAGAAAAAGAGCAGAAAGAUUUAACAAGCAAAAAUCAGAAAAAUCAAGAACGGAAUCCAUCGCAAAUGAUAGUUUCAUCAGACAAUGAAGCUUAUGAGAAAACUAAAGACAAAAACAGAAAUAUUGAAUUGAAAGAUUGUGAAUCUCAAACUGAAACAAGCGAGCCGCCAGAUGAAACAUCUCAUUAUUAUGAAUGCAAAGAUUGCUAGCAAUUCCCACGCUAGUGCUAUUAUUAUGGUCUUUUGCCGACUCGGCCAAGGUAAUAUCGACGUCGUCCUGUAAAUGCUGGCAAGAUUAUCAGGCUGAAAUUGGAGAAUCUGGCUUACAAUGCGUCGCCUUAGAUCAAUUCCACGUGAUGCCCUGCAACAUGCCCAAACUUCCGAAAUGCGAAUGUUCCGAUGGCGUUAGCAGCAUCCUCAAGGACGAAAGUGGCACUUGGUGCACGAAAUACACGAAAGGGGAGGAACUGAUGCGAUGGCCAUGCGAAAACGUUCGAGAGUGGGACGAGUUUUUCCGGAAAAAUCCUAAUUUGUUGUAAAAUAUAGCCUAUAUUGAAGAAAUCC
Messenger RNA from Ceutorhynchus assimilis (cabbage seed weevil), 2495 nucleotides. The record is from the annotation of a GenBank genome assembly. NCBI's taxonomy places the organism in Eukaryota, Metazoa, Arthropoda, Insecta, Coleoptera, Curculionidae.